AAGUUCUGUGUGAGCUAUGGACGACUUAAGUCUGUAAGACCGUGCCUGGUUCGCUACCAUGAAGAUUAAUGACAAUACUUUACUAGAGGGACACAAAGUCGUGCUGGUUCCUUAUAAUGCAGAGCACGUGCCCAGGUAUCAUGAGUGGAUGAAGUCUGCAGAGCUGCAGCAGCUGACUGCUUCAGAGCCGUUGACCCUGGAGCAGGAGUACGACAUGCAGACGAGGUGGAGGGAAGAUAAUGACAAAUGCACAUUCAUCAUCUUGGACAAGCAGCAGUGGGCUGACCCCAGUGUGGAGGAGGAGCAGUGCAUGGUGGGAGAUGUCAACAUCUUCCUAACUGACCCCUCAGACCUAUCCCUGGCAGAGCUGGAGAUCAUGGUGGCAGAGCCGAGGUACAGAGGGAAGGGCAUCGGGAAGGAAGUGACGUGCAUGAUGAUGUGCUAUGGAGUCACCAAACUUGGGAUCAGAAAGUUUCAAGCAAAAAUCGGGCUGGACAACCAGAUCAGCAUCGCCAUGUUCAAGAAGCUACACUUCCAGGAGGUGUCGGUGUGCAAAGUGUUUAAAGAAGUGACCCUUGAGUUGAGGGUGGAUGAGUCCAUUCAGACGAAGCUGCAGGAUGAUGCAGCCCACAUGAAAGAAAGAGACUACAGACAAACCUGCAGCAACAGAAAGAAGCUGGUUUCGCAGUGAUAUGUCGAGCUCAGCUGAACUCUCGCCUCCUAAAGACUUCAAGUCAUGAUCAGAUCGGUCUGCACUUAGAUGAGAGAAAAUGCAGGACAAUGAGCUGAAAGCUGGAACAUGGAGCUUGUGAAGCAUGACCCUUGAGUCAGGGUUGAGGUAUGGCAAAUGACACAACAACAGGAAUGAAAAUCAGCGGCAGCAGGUCACAUGGAGCCAUGAAUCCUUCCUUUAAUCCAUGUAUGAUCAUCUUGACAGAGACCAGAACAAAACGCAGCAAAGAAGCCUGGAGGAGUAUUUCUGGAGACUACUUAAAUGUCAAGAAAGCUCAUCUAAGAGGGUUUCAGAGUAAAAAUGAUCAAACCAAAUGCUGAAUUUCAGUAUUGUUAGAACUGCACAAACUGACUGAAGAGUUAAACAAGGCUUGUUUUAAAUCUAGUUUGUAGUCAAUGAAAGUCUGUAAUAUUUGAACAAAAACACAUUUUCAGUUUAAUACAGAGUAGAUUAAAGCCUUGUCCUGGCUUGUCUCUAUAACAACCCUGUGUUUUAAAUUUAAACCACUAGUGCAAAACCAGACAAAAAUAUUGGCAAAAGUUAAAUUUAUAUGUUUACAUUUGAUUUAAUAUCAUAACCUCCUGUUAAAACCUUAUGGUAUUAAAGUCUGAACGGUUAUGUCUGAAGCAGGAUAGGAGCGAAGAUAAAGAGCACUCAAGAACAGCAAGCAUCUUCUUUCAGGUUUGAACGUUUUGGUGCCCCAACUGGGAUUUAAUAAUAAAUCAUGUCAGAAAGAGUGUUUCUAUCCUCUCAGGCACAGACAAUAAUCAGAUUGCAACACAUCUCUUGUACAAUAAAACAAACAUAUUUGGCUCAUA
Messenger RNA from Melanotaenia boesemani (Boeseman's rainbowfish), 1551 nucleotides. RefSeq names its product N-acetyltransferase 9 (GCN5-related, putative) (gene nat9). Gene Ontology annotation, biological process: protein acetylation. NCBI's taxonomy places the organism in Eukaryota, Metazoa, Chordata, Actinopteri, Atheriniformes, Melanotaeniidae. The record is from RefSeq and is a predicted model, not a curated record. Bases 59 to 691 code for a protein of 210 amino acids. Gene Ontology annotation, molecular function: N-acetyltransferase activity. The transcript has 6 exons.